GGCGCGCACGUGGCUCCCGUGUUGUCGCCGCCGCCGCGACCGCGGCUGGUCCUGGCGGUCACGUGACUGGCCAGCGCGCUUCCCCAUUGGCUGACCACCAAGUGGCACUUGGGGGGGGGAUCACGGCGGGGAGACGCCACACGAAGUAGCAGAAAAGUGGAGGACGGACUCACCAACAUCGCGGAAAGAGGAGGAUAAAAGACGGAAAGGAGGAAUUUGAACUGUUUUGUUUUGUUUUUCAAACGCAGGAGGUGAUGGCCGACAGCCGCGUUUUUCCCGUGUGGCAGGGGAUCGGGGCCGGCGUCGGAGGCGGAUGGAGUCAAGGCUGGGGCCGCUGCUUGCAAUGGGAGCCCCCUGCCCAGGCCGAAGGGGCCUGCCUCCCGGUGUCCGAGUACCCCGUCUGGUUGGUCAUCUGCCGGGGUGGGCGCGCCCGGCUCAGCGAGGUGUGCCAGAGAGGGAGGGGCGCCAUCAAGCUGCCCACGAACAUGUUCGACAUCACCUUCCCGCCUCUUUUCCAUGCCCAUCAGAUUCCCGAGGUGUUCCGCGAGGAAGGCAUCGUGUCCGGGUACCGCCACCCGCAGAGCUCAGUGCUGGACUGCCUCCUCAGCAGCUUCCACCUGAACAACGAGACAGUCAACAUCUGGACGCACUUCCUGCCAACAUGGUACUUCCUGUGGAGGCUGGGAGUCCUGUGCUGCACCACCAACUUCCUGACUGACAACUACACCUGGCCACUGCUGGUCUAUAUGCUGCUCAUUUGCAUAUACCCUAUCACCUCCUGCCUGGCGCACACCUUCAGCACCAUGUCGCAGGAGUCCCGACACAUCUGCUACUUCUUCGACUACGGCGCGCUUAGCCUCUACAGCCUCGGAAGUGCUAUUAGCUAUGGUUGCUACGUGAUGCCAGACAGUUGGGUGAACAGUUGGUUCCAUCAGCACUUUGUGCCCAUCGCCUUUGGCAACUCUUUGUUCUGCACCAGCCUGUCCUGCUACUCACGGUCCUUGGAAGUCUAUUCCCCAAACAAAAGCAAAGUUUUGAGGACCACUGCCUUUGUAGUUCCCUUCAUCUUUGACAACCUUCCUGUUUUCUACAGGCUCCUCCAGACCUGUGGGGGGAGCUCCAGCCCGAGCGAGGAGGACCUCAGCCACUCCUACCAGGUGUCCUUUGCCCUCCUCACCUGUUUCCUCUUCACCUCGCACCUCCCUGAGAGGCUGGCUCCUGGACGCUUCGACUACUUUGGCCACAGCCACCAGCUGUUCCACGUGAGCGCCGUGGUGGCCACGCACUUUCAGAUGCAGGCCAUCAUCGGCGACAUGACCUCGCGGAGGGCGUGGCUUGUGGCGGAGGGAGCCACGCCCUCCCUCCAAGGCACCGCGGGGGUGCUGGUGGUCAGCCUGCUCCUCAACUUGGGCGUCAUUGCCAUCUUCAGCGCUCCGCUGCUCUGGAGGUCAUGCCGGACGCCGCGUGGCGACAUCAAAGAGCAGUGAGGGCGGGGCCUGACGGGAUCUUCUGUGUUAGUCAAACGCUGAAGAUUCAGUGAGCUGGACACUUCACUCUGUGACCACUGGUCGGCGCCAGAGACCUUCUUCUUAGAUGAGUUUCCAUGGGAAUACAGCACAAUAAUAAGAUCACAAUUUCACUCAAAUGUUCUGUGAAAUUGCUGCAAAACACGAGGAAUUCACCACAAAAUCCAUAUCUUGGACCCCUUUUACGUCUUAAAUAUAUAUAUAUAUAUAUAUAUAUAUAUAUAUAUAUAUAUAUAUAUAUAUACAUAUAUAUAUAUAUAUAUAUAUAUAUAUAUAUAUAUAUUAUAAACACUUUUUAAGGCCUAAAAAGUGAGUUAUUUUUUUAAUUAUAUUUUAAUAAAACUAUUUUGUCAUGAGUUUUCAGACUAAUACUAGUAUUUUUAAGGCUUUUUCAGCUUUUAAGGUCAAUAUUUCAUAAUGAUAAAGUUUACGUAACUAACUACCUUUUUAUACAUGUUGCAAGUAAAACACUCAUACACACUUACACACGUUUGUAAUUACUUAUACACACACACACACCUAUACAAACUUACACACAUUUAUAAUUACUUACAUACACACUUAGAUCUUAUACACACACUUACAUUUUAUACACACACAUCUUACACGUACUUACACACACUCAUACAACACAUAUAAAAACAUACUGUACUUACACACUUAGAAACACUUACAUGCACUCACAUGACACAUACACUUAAGACAUCAAAUUCUUACACUCACUUUUAAACACAUAGUGUACUUACACACAUUUCAUACACACCAAAAAUAUACAUAAACUUUUAAACACACUUUUACACAGGUAUAAACCCAAAUUAUAAUUGCACACUUACCUAUUAUACAUACUUACAAACGUAUACACAACAAAGACAUAAACUCUUUCAAACUCAAUUAAACUCAUACUGUACUUACACAUAUGUGUAAGUAUAUUAUACACACUUACACAUAUGUGUAAGUAUAUUAUACACACCUACACACACAACGCAUAUACACUUAUUCAUUAACUCUUACACACACCUUUACACACAUAUAAACACAUAGUGUACUUACACACUAUACACACAUAUCAUAUACACACUUAGACACACACACCAAACAUACAUAAACUCAUAAACACACUUUUGCACAAGUAUAAACCCAUACUAUACACACUUACACACAUUUACACAACACAUUCAUAAACUCUUACACUCUUUUACACACAUAUAAACACAUCCUGUACUUACACACACAACAGAUAUACACUUAUACAUAAACUCUUACACACACCUUUACACACAUUUAACCCACACUGUACUUAAACACACAUACACAUUUCGACACACACACACCAAACAUACAUAAACUCUUACACACAAUUAUACAAACAUAUAAACACAUCCUGUACUUACACACUUACAUAUUAUUUACACAACACAUAUCCACUUAUACAUAAACUCUUCUACACAUACACACUUAUACGGACAUACUGUAUGCACACAUUUACACUCAUACACACACAUGCACACACACUCAUACACAUACACACGUCUGAGUGUUGGUAAGAAACUUGAAAGUGACUUUAGGACUGUGAGAUGUCACGUAAAUAAACACACACACUUGUACACACACACACACACGUGCGAGUGUCUACAAGAAGCUGAGGACAGUGGGAUGUGUCACAUGUUAAUGGAGGGUGUAGAGUCACAAAGAGUAUACACACAGUUGAUAUAUAUAUAUGCACACAUACAGUACUGUAUAUACUCACUAACAGUAUAUACAUACUUGCAGUAUACACACAUACAGAACUGUAUAUACUCACUAACAGUAUAUACAUACUUGCCGUAUACAUAUAGAUAUACACAUAUACAUUUAGGCCGCAACUCAGUGAUAACAAGUUGGUGUAUUAUAUAUAUAAAAACGCUUGAAGCCAGGUCAAGUUGCUAAAUCUUGCUUUCAUUAAAAAAAAGUUUUGUUGCUGCUUGUGUUGUAAACAUUGAUAGGAUUUUUCACCUGAAACGUAACAACAACAACAACAACAAACAAGCUAAAAGGUGCUUUUCCAGGUUUUCUACUUUUUGAUGUAACAACUUGAAUGUAUAAAUAACUUUGUGUGUAUAUCAUGUCUAAUUUAUCCACGAGAUUUGUCUAAUAAAUUAAUAAAAAAGUGA
Messenger RNA from Nerophis ophidion (straightnose pipefish), 3676 nucleotides. RefSeq names its product progestin and adipoQ receptor family member VI (gene paqr6). Lineage: Eukaryota; Metazoa; Chordata; Actinopteri; Syngnathiformes; Syngnathidae. The transcript is spliced from 9 exons. The record is from RefSeq and is a predicted model, not a curated record. Gene Ontology annotation, cellular component: membrane. Gene Ontology annotation, molecular function: signaling receptor activity. Bases 255 to 1487 code for a protein of 410 amino acids.